Molecule: messenger RNA, 1528 nt
Organism: Oryza brachyantha (malo sina)
Lineage: Eukaryota; Viridiplantae; Streptophyta; Magnoliopsida; Poales; Poaceae
Product: U-box domain-containing protein 39-like
Exons: 1
Coding region: 1-1455 (484 amino acids)
Biological process (GO): protein ubiquitination
Cellular component (GO): cytoplasm; nucleus
Molecular function (GO): protein binding; ubiquitin-protein transferase activity
Source: RefSeq, a predicted model, not a curated record
AUGGCGGGAGCCACCCCGCCGGAGUUCGUGUGCCCCAUCUCCGGCGAGCUGAUGGGCGACCCGGUGAUCGUCCCCACCGGCGAGACCUUCGAGCGCGGCUGCGUCGAGGCGUGCAUAGCGCUGGGCUUCACCCCGGCGGCGCUGUCGGCGUGCAUGGACCUCGCCGCGUCGCCGCCGCCGGUGCUCAUACCGAACGCCAACCUCAAGAGGGCCAUCUCCUCCUACUGCGACCGUGCUGGCUUGCCGCAUCCGUUCGCCGUCGCGCCGGAGGAGGCGAGGAGCAUUGUCCGCCGCCUCAUGGCGGCACAAGAACCUGCUCCCGCGACGCGCGUCGACGGCGGGAGGUUCGAGUCUUCGCCGUCGUCUUCGCGGGAGUUCUCGCCGCUGGGGUUGACCCAGGAAGAGGUGGUUCUGGUGAGGCUGCUCGACGACGAGCCGAGCCGGCAGGAGGGCGCGCUCGAGGCGCUGAAGCAGACGCUGCGCGGCGGCGAGAACGGGCAGCGGCGCGCGCUCUGCACGCCGAGGCUGCUCGACGGGCUGCGCCGGCUGAUGGGAUCCGUACACGAGGGUGUCAGGGUCAGCGCCGCCGCGUGCGUGGUCAACCUCUCGCUGGAGCCGGCGAACCGGGUGCAGCUCGUGCGCGCGGAGCUCGUGCCGGUGCUCGUCAAGCUGCUGGUCGCCGCAUCCCCGGAGCUGCGAGACCACGCCGCCGGCGCCAUACACAGCCUCUCGAUCGAGGAGAGGAACAGGAUACCGAUGGGCGUGCUCGGCGCCGUCCCGCCGCUGCUCCAGCUCCUCGCGAGCGCCGCCGACGGCGACCGCGCGCGGCGCGACGCCGGCAUGGCGCUGUACUACCUCUCCCUCGACGAGAUGAACCGGGCCAGGCUCGCGAAGUCGGUCGGGACGGUGCCGAUCCUCGUCAACGCCGCCGGGGAGGCCGCGCUGCGGCGCCCGGCGCUGAUGGUGAUCGCCAACCUCGCCGGCUGCGGAGAGGGGAGGGAGGCGCUCAUCGGCGGCGGCGCGGUGGCGGCGGUGGCGGGGCUCAUGCGCCGCGCGGCCGUGGCGCCCGGGUCCACGGAGGAGGAGUACUGCCUCUCGGCGCUGCACGGCAUGAGCCGCGGCAACGUCCGGUUCGGCGGGCUGGCGCGCGCGGCGGGCGCCGACGAGGUGCUCCGGCGCGUCGCGGAGGGCACCGGCGGCGGGGUGCGGCGGGAUGUGGCGUGGCGGACGCUGCGCGCCGUGGGCGGGAACGCCGGCGCCGGCGCCGCCGGGGCCGGGGGGCAGUACGGCAGCGGCGAGGACGCCGCCUCGCCGUGGUUGGACGACGUGAGCGUCAUGUCGGAGGCCAUGGCGAUGCCGCAGUUCCCGAGACGGCUGGUCGAGCAGGCGCACGGGGCGCCGCCGCGGUCGAACACCACGGCGCUCGACAGCCUCAGGCAACCGCCCGUUGGAUGACAUGUGGGUCCUGGUGUCAGUGUCUUACCACGCUGGUGCGAUUUGAUCUUCUCCUUUUUCUCAUUUUUCUUAA